Molecule: messenger RNA, 2023 nt
Organism: Notothenia coriiceps (black rockcod)
Lineage: Eukaryota; Metazoa; Chordata; Actinopteri; Perciformes; Nototheniidae
Product: echinoderm microtubule-associated protein-like 4
Exons: 4
Coding region: 105-917 (270 amino acids)
Biological process (GO): microtubule cytoskeleton organization
Cellular component (GO): mitotic spindle
Molecular function (GO): microtubule binding
Source: RefSeq, a predicted model, not a curated record
AAGCACCCUAACGAGUCACCCAGUCUGACAAGCACCCUAACGAGUCACCCAGUCUGACAAGGACCCUAACGAGUCACCCAGUCUGACAAGCACCCUAAUGAUUCAUGAUGAUGAUGAUGAUGAUGAUGAUGAUGAUGAUGAUGAAGAUGAAGGUGUGUUCAUGGGUCAACUGGAUGUGUUCACAGGGACAUUCGAGCUACAUCACACACCUGGACUGGUCACCUGACAACAACUUCAUCAUGUCCAACUCGGGAGACUACGAGAUCCUGUACUGGGAUGUUCCAAACGGCUGUAAGCUGAUCAGAAAUCGCUCCGAGUGCAAAGACAUCGACUGGGCCACCUACACCUGCGUACUGGGGUACCACGUGUUCGGUGUGUGGCCCGAGGGUUCAGACGGCACCGACAUCAACGCUCUGAUCAGAUCUCACAAGAGGAAGGUGAUCGCUCUGGCAGACGACUUCUGUAAAGUUCACCUGUUCGCCUACCCAUGCUCCACCCCCAAGGCUCCCAGCCAUAAGUACAGUGCUCACAGCAGUCAUGUGACCAACGUGAGCUUCCUGUAUAACGACAGUCACCUGGUCUCCACGGGGGGUAAAGACACAAGCAUCAUGCAGUGGCGCCUGGUGGAAAGACCCGCCAUCUCCCUCCCUGACGGACAGCUCUCUAACUCCGCCCCUGACUUCAUCCCGCCCCCUCUAUCAGUGACCACGCCCACACAGGAACCCAUCUCUGCCCCAACAGCCAAUGGGACCCAGGACCCCUACCCAGACAGCCCGGCCCCCUCAGCUCUGACCCCGCCCCCCUCCGCUCUGACCCCACCCCCCUCUGACAGCAGUGUGAGUCUGAAGGACAGCCUGGAUCCGAGCGACGACACGGCAACGCCCAGCGACGAAGGGCUGCCCCCUCUCACCUCUUAAUAGUGUUUGUGACUGUUGGUACAGCUAUCUUUGUGAGGACCAGCCAGACGUUGUGAUUGGACAUUCAGUGUAUGUGUGUGACCUCGGGUAACUUUUUCUCCAAUCAGAGCAGAGCAGUAAGACGGGAAGUGGACCUGAAGUCUUAAAUGAGUUUCAGAAACUGGUUCUCUUUACAUAUUGUUUUAGAAAUACUGGGAUAUUGCUGUUUAUGAUGAAAAAAAAACAGUGACGUAGAAGUAGCCGCAGGAAGUUUAAAACAGGAAACUGAUUCUCUCCUUUGACUGGACUUUGUUGGGCUUUUAUUUUGUUAAACUGCCACAUUUUUAUAGACAUUUCACAAUAAAAGCCCUCAAGGGAAGGGACAGAACUACGGGAGGCUUUUAAUGUGAAACAUGCAGGAAACAUGAACCACACCCAGAAGCAUGCUGGGAACAUUUGAACACGUCCGGCCAGUGGACGCAGGGGGGCCUUCAGAAUAAAGCGCCACCUGAAGGAGCUCCAGAGAAGCUGUGAUAGGUGAUUUAAUGUCAGUUUGUAUAUGCUGCAGAGAUCUGUGUAUAUUUCUGUUACCACCAGGGGGCAGCAGCUCCUCAGCUACACUGUAAAAACCACAUUCAACUCUCGCAUCUCUCAGCCAAUUAGGGGCCAGGACAGCUGCUCCUCUCUGAUUGGCUGGUUUUCAGUGACUGAUUGAGUGACUGCUGAUCUGUGUUUCUUAUGGACCAUCUCUGUUUAUUGUUCUGAAUGCCAUCACCCCACGGGUGGUCAUUAAUGUUUUGCCUUUUUAAUACUUUUUAUCUUUAUAUCUCCAUCUCAUAUCUCCAUCUUUGAUUUGUCAAUUUACUUAUCUUUUAUAUCUUUAACCUUUAUAUCUCCAUCUUCCAUGUCAUCAUUUUUUCUAAUCUGCCCUCUGGGGUGCGGGGUUAUGUGAGGGGGGCGGUGACGCGAUUGGUGGGGUCUGUCUGUUAUUUUACAGUGUUCGGUAACCAUGACAACGUUCAUGUGACUGUUUUGAGCCAAUCAUGUUUUCUCAAAUGCAUCCCUGUCAGACGACAGACUGUACUGAAGAUUUCAACAAAAAAAUGCAAAUAAAUGUUAAAAACGGA